CCGGAGAGCGGGCUCGCGCGCGCGGCCGCGAGGCCGCGGGCAGCCAAAAUGCAGUUCUACUACCUAUUUCACCUUCGUAGUUGUGCUGCGGCUACAGCCGGGUGCAGCGGCAGUGCUUAUUCCGGCGGCAGCCGUACAGUAUUUGUACCAUCUCUCUUGGAUUUAUUCGUCAAUCUCUUCACCUCUGUUUUUGUGUAUGGGCCCCCCAUCUUUCUUCUCGUCGUGUUCGUGCUGGGCUCCGCCUUCUGCGUUAGCUCAAAUGUUCCUACGUUUGUGUACCGAGCCGCUGCCGCCCCUGUGGGCGCUGCCGCGCUGCCUUUAUCGGACCCGGACCGGGGCAUCAGGGUUAAGUUCUUCGUGCAAGGGAAGAAAUGCCUUCGACCGGACGAGUUCGUGCGGCACGGUCUUACUGCUAGGCAAGUACUCGACCGCCUCGGGGUCGCUGCUGAUGCUGACGUCGAGCUCAUUUACCCAGCCAAGGGACGGAAGUAUAGCGAUGAUGAAGUCGUUGCCGCACCCGUGGUCGUAGCGUACAUGAGACUACGGCUUCGGGGCGGCGCGCCCAAGAAGAAGAGGAAGAAGGCGACGCCUACGACGCAGCUGCCUCCUCCUCCAAAAGAGAAGUCGUGCUGCUGCUGCAUCUCGGGCAAGCGAUGCCCGAACAAGGUUUUUUGUGAGGCCACUAUCACGCAGCUAGAGCGGAUGGUGAACGAUGGGACGCGCUCCAACAAUAAAGGGACGCUGACGUUCGACCCCCACUGCGUCUAUGGCACGAAAAAGCAGACCUGGGUUUGCGAGGAUCACAUGUAUGAGAUCGCCAGGACACAUGUCAAGGACCUCUUGCCCUCGAAUGGUUGUCAGUACCUGUGUGAAAAUCAAUAACUUGAUCUAACCGGUUGUGCUCACGUAGGUCAGACAGGUUUCGAUAAGAGAGACUUCCUCCACACCAUCCUGAAGGUGACGGGCACUCACGAGGACGACACCGCGAUUCCGGUGCAGCCCGGCAGUAAGCGCGCGCGCGUCUCGACUGAUACGUCGACCGCGACGCCGGAGAAGAAGGACCUGCUCACGGAGCUCUUCGAUAGGAUGAGACCUUAUUGCAAGCCCGGGACGUUCGUCUACAACGUCCUGAUGACUAUUUUCCGGCACGUGCUGAUCAUGAACAACAUCUUCGAGUACGGACGGCACGCCUGGCACGGCAACCCGGAGGGUGAAGACGUGCUGCGCUUCUGGAUCGUCUACUGGACCGUCGUGGGCACGUCGGCCAUCGACCUGCUCCGCGGCGGUGCUAUUGCCAAAGGCGCGAAGCGGUUUCUGCCCGGCGUGCCCGAGUUUUUUGAUGGGAUGCUGCAGAAUCUGCCGGGCGUUCCAACCCCGCGUCAUCUCCGAAGAUAUGCAGCGACGCCGUUCCCGCUCAAGGAGAUAGUCAGCGUCUCGGCGUCGAUGGUCGACGCAGCUCUAGAAACGCUCGGCGGCCCCGAGGGUCUCGCGCUGGGCGUGACCUUCGACUGUGUCCACGGCGAGUCGCGCCUGGAGGUCGUGAGGGACAUCGACGGCGAAUACGUCGUGCUCGGCACCGCGUCGCCGGACGGGCUUAAGGGCGCGGCCCGUGGGAAGGACGACUUCGACGAUGAUAAAGCCCUGGGCGGCAAGGACAUUGCGAAGAAGCUUAUGACGGUCAUGCUCCACGCGCUCAACGGCAAGAACGUAAAUUGUGAGAUUUGCCUCGGAGUCGUGCCUCUUAAUGAGGAGACGGGCAAGAUCAUCGCAAACGUUUUUUUGGAGCUGCGCCGCCUGUGUUUUGAGAAGGGCUCGUGGCUGAUCUUCGCGGGCGGCGACGGCGCGUCGCCGAAUCGUGACGCGUGGAAAAUAAUCAAAGGGAAAUCUUCCGGCGACAAGACGCCGCUGUUCGAGAAUGUGAAAAAGGCCGAGGAGCUGCCGUUCUGGUCGGGGUCCGACAUGGACCAGCACGACACGAAGGGCCUGAAACGAGAUUUUUGGGGCGACUGGAUUUUGGCCAAGGGCCAACAGAUUCGCUUCGACAUCCUCCUGACGCGGCUGCGCGGCAUUGUUCCGACCGAGAACGGCGAGGUGACGCUCUCGGAGCCGGGCGACCCUACCUACUCGCGCGUCGACGACGUGUCGCUCACCGAUAAGCUCGGGGAGCAGCGCGCCAAAGAGUUCCACCAGGAAUUCGCUGAUCUCGCCACGAUGGAAGUAGUGGAUCCAAAAGAUAGCAUGGCCUCGAAGCCGGCCCACCUCUGCGGGAAGAUGGGCGACCUGUUUCGCGAGGCACCGUCCCGCGUCCGCGAUUCGCGGGGAUCGAGUCUUCGUGGGGAUGGCGUCGAACGUUAUGCGCACACAGGUCGGGCUCGACGGCGCGGCGUGGCUGUGCGAUCUGAUCGCGAAGUCCGAGCGCGUCGCGCGUGGCGUCGACGCGAAGGGCGACAAAGUUACGUUCGAGGAGAAUCUUAGGAAUCUGCGGGCCUUCAACGCGGAGCUGCGUGCAUGGCACAAGGAGUGCGAGGAGAACAUCGACCAGAGAGCGCGCGGCGCGCAACGGUACCGAGGGUUCAUCUCGGAGGUCCUCUACGAGCUGUAUUUGAUGAACGAGGAGGCCAUGACCGGCAUCCUCGCGCUGAUGAAGAAGAACAAGAUGACGGACGAGCUCCGGUCGACGCUGCCGUUCUCAGCGUCGAACGAGACCAUGCACUCGAUCCUGCGGGGCGUCGACAAGCACCUUAGAAUUUCUAAGGUCGCGCGUCACCUGGGCAAGAUCCUGCUGGCCGCGUCGAUCCUGCAGGACCGGGCACGGUCCUGGACCUUCAACCGCGGCGUUGGCACCUACCGGAACACGAUCGACGAGAGCCCGGAGAGUCGUAGGGCCGCGCUCGCGGACUUCGAGGAGACGGAAGAGCGUGCGUUUGUGCUGAAGACACAAACUGAGCGGGACAAGGACCACGGCGUCGCGAGGCGCGCACGGGUCGGCGAGGCGCCGAAGAUUUUGACAAAAAUCGCGGCGGCGACGAACGUCACGGUCAAAAACUUUAAGCUGACGUUCCGCGACGCGUGGGUGCGCGCCAAGUACGGGCGCAAGGCGUCCAAGGGCCGCAGCAUUCUCGAGAUGGCGAUGGCGGCGCCGCACUUAUUGAAGCGCGAAGGGGCUUCGGGCAACGGGCAGGCGUUCCCGGUCGCGCGGGCCUUCAUCGUGGACGGCGACGCGGCGUGGGAGCUCGUCCACUCAAAGCCGCACGCCGCCAUACAAAAAGUGGGCACGCCGACGAUCAAGUGCCGCCAGAGCAAUCUCAAGGGCGUCCUGGAGCUCGACGUCCUGGGGAAGGAAAAAUACGUCGUGCCGUACAAGUCGAUCAAGGCGAUGGCGUGGGACUUCAUCGACACGUCGCUACCAGCAAACGUGGACGGCAUCGUCGUGGUUACCUUUGCUAUUGUAACCGCCGGACGGCUUCAAUUACUGACGCUCGAGCUGCUCCAGAAGGACAAGAACACGUGCCGGAUGUUCGCGAACCUCGCGGGCCUCGCGGGCACGCUCUUCAAGUCCGCGCUCGUCGCUGGCGGCAAGCCAUCGCCCGAGGCGCAACUCCUGCGCGCAGCUCAUCGAGAAGGCGGCUCGGGGACGGCGGUGCUGGAUUUAGAGAAAGACGAGGCGCCGUGGCGCCGCGUCGCCGUCCAGACCGCCGUCGCGGCUUCGCGAGGUCUGGUGAGGAUCGCCGAGGUGGACGCGGAGGAGCCGCCGCCGCUCUCCACUAUUCUGAAGAAGUACAAGGGCGGCGACGGCAUCACGAUGCGGAAGGAGGCGAUCCGAAGUAGUAGUACUACUAAGGCCAAGCGCGGCCGGCCGAAGGCAAAGGAGGACGAUGGGGCUCGCGUGGUCCGAGCGGAGCUGGAGAACCACGAGGAGGCCGCCCGCUACCAGAAGGACGGCGGGAAAGUGCUAGGAGAGAAGUGGGUUGGGCUCUGUGUUCGCGACGACGAGUACCGGUUCGCCGGCGAGAUCGUCGGAAUGAAGUGGGUCGACGACACUGAUCCGCCGCAGAUCUGCGCUGAAAUCAGGUCCUACGACAAGAAGGACACCCAGACCUAUUGUGUGUAUGAUCUUCCCGCCAUGGUCAUCGCGGCAGAGGACGAACAGCUCCUCGACGUGCUGCUCGAGUACGACCCGCCGGAGGACGAAUUCGACCUUCCCGGCGACGAGGAGGCCGAGAGGACGAUGGCCCAGCCCGUGGAACCGGAGGACGACGACGAUGCGGACGACGACGACGUCGAUUUGGAACUUUGAGUCUCCGCCGUCCGGCCCGCGGCCUGCCCGCGGCCGGCGCACCCCAAAGCCCCCCACCGUUUGCAGCCCC
Molecule: messenger RNA, 4367 nt
Organism: Pelagomonas calceolata
Lineage: Eukaryota; Pelagophyceae; Pelagomonadales; Pelagomonadaceae
Source: the annotation of a GenBank genome assembly